Molecule: messenger RNA, 3531 nt
Organism: Amphiprion ocellaris (clown anemonefish)
Lineage: Eukaryota; Metazoa; Chordata; Actinopteri; Pomacentridae
Product: protein rapunzel-like
Exons: 4
Coding region: 194-877 (227 amino acids)
Source: RefSeq, a predicted model, not a curated record
UCUGAGCGCACUGACUGGGGAUUGCUGGGAAGAAGAAGGAGGCUGUCGAAGUUGGAACUUUGGAGAGGGAGGUGUAGGCUGAUCCACUGAGGAAAAGGAAUCAUCCCAAUCAGUCCCUGCGUCCCUGGUUUUAUUUUCCCUGAGUGACAAAGUUUGAUAUCAGCAUCUUCAUACAGCGAAGCAGCAGCUCACCAUGAUGGAAGAGGAGAUCAGCGAGGACCGGGCCAAGCUGAAGCAGGGCCUGGUCAAAGUGCUCCAGUGCGUGGCCACCAUCUCCUCAGCGGCCGCCGUGGUUAACCCCAUUUUCGGCGUGGCCGGCUCGCUGAUCCGGGUGGUGCUGCACCACGUGGACGACGAGGACAUCCGCACCCUGAAGCGCGAGUUCGGCUCGGUGAACCGGGCGCUGGACGAGCUCUCCCAGCAGAACCGCAACACGCUGGUGCAGAUCAAGAAGGAGACGCUGGACGGCCAGUACUGCCGCGUGGAGGAGAACCUCAAGAACCAGUUCAGGAAGUUCAUGGAGAUGGUGGAGGCACGGCCGGAGCACCGUGAGCGCAAGAAGGACGACUUCGAGGAGAGCUACUCCAACGACUUGGGCGACCAGAACCUGCACACGCUCUACGACGGCGUCGUGGGCAAACCAAAGCUCUUCAGCAGACCCAUCCUGGAGGUGUACCUGAAGCACUCGCAGGGCGACCGGCACACCAUGGAGCGGCUGUGCACCCGCCUCACCUACCUGUUCUGCAUCGGCCUCAUCGCCCUGAUGGGCUACGCCGCCAUCAUCGGAGACGACGAGGAGGGCCUGAGCGAGGAGUGGGCCGAGAAGAUGGAGCAUGUGCAGGAGAAGAUGCAGGAGGCGCUGUGCAGGUGCAAAUGAAGACGAGUGUUUCUUCACGUCCACAUUCCCACUAUAACUCUGUCUUCUUCUUCUUUUGCUUUUUCUCUCUCGAUAAAUACUUUUCAAGCAUCUGCUCCAAAACACUAUUUAUCCAAACUCGCUGCAUAUGCAGGUAAAGUGGUCUGUGAGACACAAGCAUCACGGCAUGCAGCUUUAACAUUUAACAGCUAGUAUGAGAGAGUAUCACAGAAUUCACAGUAAUUCAAAAAGAACAUUUCUGGUAUGGACCAUUAAUGUGAUUCUCAUUACAGAUAUCCACAAUGAAGCUGCAGAUAUCUGCAAAUUAAUCCUGACUAGUUGUGUCCCACUUUCAAAUAUCUGCAGCUUUAUAUAGUUAUACAUAAUUAUGAUGACUAGUUCAAGAUGUCUUUAGUUCCCCUCAGUUCAGGAUUUCUACGUUGUCCUUUGUAGAUUCUUAAAUCAGUUUAAACUGAAUCCUGGUUUGUAGAACUCUGGAGCUGGAAUUCUUAUUAAUCAGACAUCUUGAAUUAUAGCUUUGACUCGACGAAAUGACGUUACUGGAUUUCUGUAGUUACGCCAAGAAACUGUGUUAAUUUCAACAACAAAACAUAUUCGGUUUUGACAGAUUUUUCACAAUGAAAAUGAAACUAAAGCUAAUUAAGAACCAGUUUUCCCAGUUGAGAAACAUGAUGUAUAGUUGAACCCUUUAAGUCAACAAAUUAAAACUAAACAACAAUAUUAUAGACAGAAAAAUUAACAGUGUCUACAGAAUCAACAUUGCUGCUCCUGAGCAACAAUUCCUCCUGGCCAGUAGAUUUAUAUUUAUUUUAUAUAUCUGGUGAUUCAGGCAAAUAGCUUAAAAUACUAAAAUCAUUUAGAAAUUCCAGCAAAAAAGCAGCAACAAAACAGCUGAGACAAACUGUGAAGAUGCGCUGGAUUUAGCAUUAAAGUUAUGUUCAUGUUGCUGUCAGAAGGAAGGAGUCAGUUCCAGAGUAUGAAACCGUUUACUGGAUGUACCGAUCACUGCAGGGCAUCAAAGUGCUCCCAGUGAAAAAGUGCAAAGAUGUCACUAAAACAUCACUAUCGAAAACUAGACAAAAAAGCUUUUAGUUUUUGUGACCAAGACUGACAAAAAUCCAAUGAUUAACAUCAAAUUAACACACACAAUUGUGAAAAUAACCUCAAAUUUAAUCUAGAGCAGCUGCUAAGUGAACAAGCUUUCCAAACAUACUGUAUCACUGCAGCUGCAGUAAAUAAACUACAAGUCUCUCAUGCACAGACUCCAUUAUUUCCUGUGUUCAGAAACUUUCUAUGAUGCUGACAACAAUUCAGACUAGUCACAGUGAUGUUCUGGAUAUCUGCCGCUGCUGUUCUGAUGUAUGUAAACUAAAUUACAGAGCAUCUCUACAUUAGUAAAGCCUGUGAUUUUAGCUCUUAAAUGUUAAAACUGCUUUUUUGUGCCUGUUUUGUUUUGGUUUCACUUGUAAAACUGGCUAAAUUUCACUGAUAAAUUCUUCAAGAUACAAAUGCGGAUGUUUCAUCGGAUGCAAAAAAAAAAGCUAAUUAAUCAGCUUGAUCUUGACGCUGCACUAAAAGCUGAAUUACAAUUUUGUGAGCACUGUGAGGAAUCUGCAUGCCAUAUACAUGAUACUGAAGAUUUGUUCUGGAUUUAAAUGUCAUCUUGAAGUCCUCAGCUGGUGACUUGUAUCCCCGACUUUAUGCACUUUCUAUUGUAGUUUUAUGGGAAAUAUAUAUAAAUAUAUAUAUACAAAAAUAGCACUACAAGAAAUUCAGCAUGUUGAGAAAUGCUGAGCAGCCUGACUAAACAAAACCAAGGAGCAUCCCAAAGUUUCAGAACUAUGAAUGUAACUGCAGCCACAUCUGGGCAUCUCCAUUUACUACAUGCAAUUGUGUGUAAAUUAGUAAAAUACGCGGCACAGAUAUAUGUUUCUUACGCUGGAUUGAAUUUUAUUUUACACUAAUAUUUGUUGUUCAUGUUGCUGCGUAGUUCUUUACUUUCUCUGCCGAUUUCUGGUUGGAAAAUUGAAAACACUAACAGUACAAGUGAAAUCUUUUUCCAUGUACAUCUGACAAAAACAAAACUUCACCACAGCAGGAGACACUCAUAGCCAUAAUUGUUGAAUCUGGAUUCUAUAAAUGUUAACCAGAGCAGCUCCUUUCUUUUCUGUUAAAAAAAAAAAAAAAACAGCUUUUUAGCCAAGCAGAAGAAAUGUUGUGUAAAAAAAUCAUCUGUAGGGUUCUUUGGUGAGUCUUCAUUUGGUUUUCUUUGAGUUAAACCUUUUUGUGUUCCUCCUCUUCCGACCAACAGUGCCUCAGUGUGCCAUUACUUUUAUAUUAUUUUCUUUACUUUUAAGAGGUGAAAUCAUUUUUGUAAAUGUCCUUUUUUUAAGUGAAGUGGUGGCAUCAGUAGUUUGUUUCACUGCAUCAGAAAACAUCACCCUGCUCUCCUGCUCUCAGUACUAAACUGGCUGUGGUAGCGUUCCAUUUCUCUUGUCACGACACUAUACGCUGUCGAUGUGGAGGAAAAUUAUACGGACCUCUUGAGGCUUUUUUGAAAUGUCAUAUAUGUGAAUAUGUUGCCUUUUUUUUGGUGUGGAUAUUUGAUGCCUGGUUGUAUAUGCGCCACUAUAAAUAAACAUGAGUGAACCAAU